AUGGAUAAUAUUAUAUUGAAGCAUACAAUAUUCCACAUUUUGGCUUUUAUACUGUUUCUAUCAUUGAAGCCUGCUAUUUCUUCUAGAGAUAGCCAAUGGGGUUUUGGGAGGAAAUUGGGCUCUGUGAAUAAUGGUGAUCUUGUGACCAAUUUGCCUGGCCAGCCUCCUGUAGAUUUCCAGCACUACGCUGGAUAUGUUACAGUCAAUGGAACCAAUGGAAGAGCACUCUUUUAUUGGUUCUAUGAGGCCAUGACUAAGCCUGAAGACAAACCAUUGGUGCUGUGGCUUAAUGGAGGUCCUGGAUGCUCUUCUGUGGGAUAUGGAGCGACACAGGAAAUUGGCCCAUUUUUAGUGGACACCAAUGGCAAGGGCCUUAAAUUAAAUAAUUUCUCUUGGAACAAAGAAGCCAACAUGUUAUUCCUGGAAUCUCCUGUUGGAGUUGGCUUUUCCUACUCAAAUACAACCAGUGAAUAUGCACAACUGGGAGAUGACUUCACAGCUAAUGAUGCUUACACUUUUCUGCACAAUUGGUUCCUCAAAUUUCCAUCAUAUCGAACUAGGACAUUUUACAUAGCAGGGGAAAGCUAUGCAGGAAAGUAUGUACCGGAGCUGGCUGAACUCAUCCACGAUAGGAACAAGGACCCUUCCCUUCAUAUUAAUCUCAAGGGCAUUUUGCUGGGAAAUCCUCAAACAUCUGAUGCUGAGGAUUGGUUAGGUUUGGUUGAUUAUGCUUGGAGUCAUGCAGUGAUAUCUGAUGAGACUCACAAAACAAUCAGAAGAAGUUGUGACUUUAACAGCAAUGAUCCAUGGAGUAAUAAAGAUUGUAAUGAAGGAGUGGCCGAAGUAAUGAAACAGUACAACGAAAUUGAUAUCUACAGCCUCUACACUUCUGUCUGCUUUGCCAGUACAGCGCGUGCAAACGAUCAAUCUAUGCAAACGCCAAAGCGUUUAUCUAAAAUGAUGCCUAGGAUCAUGGGUGGUUAUGAUCCAUGUCUAGAUGACUAUGCUAAAGUUUUUUAUAAUAGACCGGAUGUUCAGAAGGCCCUCCAUGUCAGUGAUGGUCACAAUCUGAAGAAUUGGAGUAUUUGCAACAACGACAUAUUUGAGGGCUGGGCACAAUCAAAGCCUUCUGUUAUCCCAAUUUACAGGAAGCUUAUUUCAGCAGGACUUAGGAUUUGGGUUUACAGUGGAGACACUGAUGGUAGGGUGCCAGUGCUGUCCACAAGAUACAGCUUAAAAAUUCUAGAUUUGCCUAUCACUAAGCGAUGGAGGCCUUGGUACCAUAAAAAGGAGGUUAGUGGGUGGUAUCAAGAAUAUGAGGGCCUUACAUUUGCGACAUUUCGAGGAGCUGGCCAUGCAGUGCCUAGUUUUAAACCAAGCAACUCACUGGAAUUCUUCUCCUCCUUCCUUCUUGGAGAAUCCCCACCGUCUACGAAAUAAGAAUCAAGACUGUGAUAUUGGGUAGUCUUUGUG
Messenger RNA from Gastrolobium bilobum, 1473 nucleotides. RefSeq names its product serine carboxypeptidase-like 31. The record is from RefSeq and is a predicted model, not a curated record. Gene Ontology annotation, biological process: proteolysis. The transcript has 10 exons. Lineage: Eukaryota; Viridiplantae; Streptophyta; Magnoliopsida; Fabales; Fabaceae. The coding region runs from base 1 to 1440 and encodes 479 amino acids. Gene Ontology annotation, cellular component: vacuole. Gene Ontology annotation, molecular function: serine-type carboxypeptidase activity.